Osmerus eperlanus (European smelt) is the source of this 4527-nucleotide messenger RNA. It is a transcript of the gene tent4b, whose product is annotated as terminal nucleotidyltransferase 4B. Gene Ontology annotation, biological process: RNA 3'-end processing. Gene Ontology annotation, cellular component: nucleolus; TRAMP complex. The record is from RefSeq and is a predicted model, not a curated record. Gene Ontology annotation, molecular function: poly(A) RNA polymerase activity; mRNA binding. Bases 353 to 2413 code for a protein of 686 amino acids. Lineage: Eukaryota; Metazoa; Chordata; Actinopteri; Osmeriformes; Osmeridae. The transcript has 12 exons.
GCGCAGUGUCACUGUGUGGUCCGCCAUUGAGGGACCCACGAUCAGGAGGAAAGGGUCAGAAUCGUUUCGAUAGGCAACGGCCGCACGUUUCCUCCAUUCUAGAAUCCGAACUUUGCGAACAGCUCUACCUUGAACACAUCGCACAGCGUCUCGUCACCUUCGUAGCAGAUGGUUUUCAUUUAAAUAUAUGGAGAUCCACCACACGUAAAAUAUAUUGUAUAGCAACCUGUAAUAACGAAGCCAACGAGUUAGCUGCUAAAUCUUAGCUAGCUAGCGUUUUGAGGCUAGGCUACCUGUCUAGCUUCACACGAGCAGAGCCUUGCUCGGGGCAGUGUGCCUGCUGUGCCGUUUGAUGGAUCCAAGAAUCGCUUGGUUUCAGCCUGAACAACGCGGACCAGCUAACAGCCUGUGGGUGCAGAUUUGGGAAACGACACAAGGAUUGGGUAAUUUCCACGUAAAUAACAACUAUAGCACGGGUACUCCUAGCACGACAAGUUCGACGAGUCCGAAAUUGAACAUCAACGGAGCAUCGGGUACGAUAAUCUCCAACAAAAACGGUGCUGUCAACUCAGGCGUCACCAACAGUGAACCCAGGAGUCAGGGAAUGUCGAACUCGACGGGAGACAGUGAUGUAGUGGAACAACGAGACUUUAUACCAUUGGAAAGCAACAACAACCACAACAACCGAGCUGCGGGGAGGGGCGGCGGACGAGGGGGCCAAGUGGGUAGUGGGGUCGCUGUGGUCUGGAGAGGGGUUCCGGACAACGCAGGACACCCCAACAAAAGGAAAAGAGACAACAAGGCUAGCACUUUUGGAUUCAAUAGCAGUCUCUUGCACAGUGGCAGCAUCGGUUCUGACCAGACAGGGGGCUGUGCUAGUUUCACGGGUACGCCAUGGAAAGUCAGGAACUACUCAGACGGAAUUGUCGGGCUUCACGAGGAGAUCACUGACUUCUACGCGUACAUCUCCCCACGGCCGGAGGAGGAGCGGAUGAGGCUGGAGGUGGUGGACAGGAUCAAGGGUGUCAUCCACGACCUGUGGCCCAGCGCUGAGGUCCAAGUAUUUGGAAGCUUCAGCACCGGACUGUAUCUGCCAACAAGUGACAUCGACCUGGUUGUGUUCGGGAGGUGGGAGACCUUGCCCCUCUGGACCCUGGAGGAGGCUCUCCGGAAGAGAAACAUAGCCGAUGAGAACUCUGUCAAAGUGUUGGACAAGGCCACGGUGCCCAUCAUCAAGCUGACUGACUCCUACACUGAGGUGAAAGUGGACAUCAGCUUCAACGUAAAGAGUGGCGUUAGAGCCGCCAGACUCAUUAAAGAGUUCAAAGAGAAGUACCCGGUUCUGCCAUACCUGGUGCUGGUGCUGAAGCAGUUCCUACUGCAGAGGGACCUGAACGAGGUGUUCACUGGAGGGAUUGGCUCCUACAGCCUCUUCCUCAUGGCUGUCAGCUUCCUGCAGCUCCACUACAGGGAAGACGUGUGCAGCCCCAACACCAACAUGGGCGUCCUCCUCAUCGAGUUCUUUGAGCUGUAUGGACGCCACUUCAACUACCUGAAGACGGGCAUCCGCAUCAAGGACGGAGGCUGCUACGUGGCCAAGGACGAGGUCCAGAAGAGCAUGAUGGACGGAUACAGGCCCUCCAUGCUCUACAUCGAAGACCCUCUCCAACCAGAGAACGAUGUGGGCCGCAGCUCGUACGGCGCCAUGCAGGUGAAGCAAGCGUUCGACUACGCCUACGUGGUGCUGAGCCACGCCGUGUCGCCCAUCGCCAAACACUACCCCAACAACGAGGCCGAGAGUAUACUGGGACGAAUAAUCCGAGUGACCCAGGAAGUGAACGAGUACAGGGAAUGGAUCAGCAAAGAGUGGGGGCCCCAGUCUCAGAACGACCCUGCCCUCAAUGGAAAUGAUGUCACCCUGCUGGUGGAGCCUCAGCAGCUUGAUGAAUGCAACAACAACCUCUCAGAGGAAGUGGUGGUGCUGCCGCCCACGCCGCGGAGCAAGACCUCUUCCGUCUCCUCCUCCCCGGCCCCCUCGUCACGCUCCUCCCCCUCCUCCUCCCCUCUGUGCCCCUCCUCCUCCUCCACCGCCUCCAGCUCCAGUGAUGCUGAGUCUGACGGGACCCCCUGUAAGACAGCCAAGCAGCUGCCUGGCCGGGGCAACGUUGCCCACAGAGACACCUCAGUGAGCGUGGCCAAUCACAGAGCACAGAGCCACUCUUCCAGCACUCCUACUGGAAACAACAAGGGCGGCAAGGGCCGCUCAUCACGUUCCACCAGUAAGAACAACCGUGGCCAGCAGAGCUCUUCAUCCAACAGCAAAAGCCACCAGAGCAACAAGCCACAUCACCAGGGCAACGGCAAGAAGAGGAAACCCCAGCGUGAUGCGACGCAGGAAGACCUUUGCAGAUAGGGCCCCGCCCCCUGUCCCCUUCUCACUAACUGCCUGACAGUCCUUGGAUCUGCUGCCAAAUCUCCAAUCUCGGGAGGUUGUUAGUAGUAAUAAGGAUAUUUCUUGUUUCAAGCUCUUAAGGGGACAUCUUUUUAUAGCUGAAAAAGAACAAAAAAAGAAAGAAAACUAAUAUGAGAAAAAAUGGGGGCCUAGUUCUUGGACCUGAACAGAAAGAGGAAAAAAAAAAUCAUGAAGGAUGUGUUCAUUUGCUUCCUGAACAUAAACACAUUGCCCAGCAACAGAGCCACAUCCAGCACCUACACGACUUGCUGUGCUGCCCUCUAGUGAUAGGGAGGAACAUUGGUGAAGGUGCCUGAAACCAGUGGACCUGAGGAGCAAUACCUGAAACUGCUGCGAGCUAAUUUCAAGGAAGAAAAUAAUUAUAAAAAAAAGAAUAAAAGAGACAAAUGACGACAAAAAAUGUACAAAAAUGUUCUGUUGAAGAAAAUGAAAAAAAUGUGUAUACAGAUUUUUAAAGAGGAUAACCCAAAAAUGUAAGUGGGGGACAUAACUUAUGCAUGAGAUUUUUAUUUUGUUGAUGGGUGGUUAUUUUUUGUUAUAUGUAAGCGGAUUAUACAAAGAUUUGUAAAAAAAAAAAAAAAAAGGACAAACAUGCAAAAAGCCUAAAAAACAAAUGAUUACAGAAGAUAUGGUUUCAUAGAACUUUUUACAAGAUAUACUGACAUAGUUGUGCACAUUUCUCUCAAAUUUGGUAAAGCCAAUUGUGGCGAGGGGUGGGGUUGGGUUCCAUUGCCAACAUAAAUCAUCAGCAUCUAUUUGUACUUUGCUGCUCUCUGACUGUGACACAGUCACAGUGUUGGCAGUUAUGUUUUCUCAGCCUAACACAUCAAGGGCUGUAGAUGAAGUAUUUACACAGCGCUGUACUACACAACAAUUCAGUGGCUUUCAGAGUACAGCUAAAAAAUUAGCUGAGGAGAUAAUGGUUUUUAGCUAAUCCUACACAUGAAUAGCUCAAUGGAUCCAUAUAUGUGGGUGGUAAUAUUUUCCCCUUGGUAAUUUACCUAUUACAAAAUCAUUUGCAUUUGUUUAAAUGUAUUUAUUUUUUUAUAAUUCUAUAUGAAUAUAGUAUAAAUACCAUAUGUAUAACAUUAGAACCCAUAUCCUUGUGUCCAAUGUUUUGGAUGAGAUGAGAGGGGUAUACUGGGAGGAGGGGGAUACUAUUUGUCAGGUACAGUACAAUGUUGCUGGUCUGUUGUCAUUGCCUUUUAUUUCAUUAAUAGUUGAGUGACCAAGUUACUUAAGUUGAGAGACAAUUUUAUGAUUCAAAAGGGGGACAUUUUGUUUUAUUACGUGGCUGGUCUACCUAGUUCAAAAGGGAGCAGAGUUUUUGGUUGGCUGUGUAUGUCUUUUCUUUACCUUAUUUGAAUUUAAUGGAAACACAUUCAUAUAUCGAUCCCUCGGUGUCCGCCCUGUGUCAACCCCUGAUUGCAGUUCUUCACCUAACCUGUAGAUGGCGGCAUCAUUCUAUGCUCAAAGAUGUCACUGUAUUGGCACCUACAUAUUGCAUUUGGAUAUUUGACCUAUGCAUAUGGGGUGGAAAGAUAUGUACACUUUGAAAACUUUUCAACUGGAGACUUGACAAUUGUCAGUUCCUUUUGGAUCGAUUAUAAUAUCACUCGCUUUAGAACUAUUUCUAGAAUACCACAAUACUACAGUUUGUAAUGGUUGCUCAGUCAGUUACUCACUACAGUUAGUCAGCUCUUAUAUUUUUUAAAGCACCACACUUCUACUGGUAAAUCAAGCAUAAUUUUCUUCCUCUAAAAUGUACCUUUCUAGUUUAAUAUAAGUAUGUUCUUUGUGUUCUUGAAUGAAUAUGCUUCUAAUAUUGAUGUUUGGGUGGAUGACAAGAGAUUGUUCCCAAUUAGUUUUGGCCUGAAUGCAGUAUAUUUGUGCUGGUCCGGGAUUAAACCACGGGGGACACUCAAUAAGUCAUCGGUGCCAUCAGAAUCUUCUAUCAUCUCUGCUCACUGGGAGGACUGAACUCAUCUGAAUUGUAGUUUCUCUACGACUAUUCAAAUCCAUGCAAUAAAAUACAAGAGUACAAUUGAAUAGAA